This is a messenger RNA of Malania oleifera, 3109 nucleotides long. Its product is annotated as AP3-complex subunit beta-A. The record is from RefSeq and is a predicted model, not a curated record. The transcript has 11 exons. The coding region runs from base 92 to 3064 and encodes 990 amino acids. Gene Ontology annotation, cellular component: AP-3 adaptor complex; membrane coat. Gene Ontology annotation, biological process: intracellular protein transport; vesicle-mediated transport. NCBI's taxonomy places the organism in Eukaryota, Viridiplantae, Streptophyta, Magnoliopsida, Santalales, Ximeniaceae.
GAAAAAACUCCCGAACACCAUCCCCUCCCCGCUCACGCAGUCACACUGGGUCCAUGACACGGGAGUCGAUUAAUCACAAGAUAACUCCUUGAUGGGACACAGAUCGGCGAGCCACCAAACAGAAUUCAAAGGAAGUAAAAUGUUUCCACAGUUCGGAGCUACCGCAGAUACUCUGAGCAAGGCAUCAACUUUGAUGUUUCGGAUCGGCACCGACGCUCACCUCUACGACGAUCCGGACGACGUCAACAUCGCCCCUCUUCUUGACAGCCGAUUCGAUUCCGAGAAAUGCGAAGCUCUCAAGCGACUCCUCGCUCUCAUCGCACAGGGUUUCGACGUCUCCAAUUUCUUUCCUCAGGUUGUUAAAAAUGUGGCGUCCCAGUCGUUGGAAGUAAAGAAGCUCGCUUACUUGUACCUACUGCAUUAUGCCGAAAAGCGUCCAAAUGAAGCGUUGCUUUCAAUUAAUUGUUUCCAGAAGGACUUAGGGGAUACAAAUCCUUUAGUGAGGGCAUGGGCAUUGCGUGCCAUGGCAGGGAUCCGUUUACAUGUCAUUUCACCUAUUGUCCUGGUUGCUGUGGGCAAGUGUGCUAGAGAUCCAUCUGUAUAUGUCAGAAAAUGUGCUGCCAAUGCUCUUCCUAAGUUGCAUGAUUUGCGCCAAGAGGAAAAUACUUCUGCAAUUGAAGAGAUUGUUGGGAUAUUGUUAAAUGAUCAGUCACCUGUAGUAGUUGGAGCUGCCGCUGCUGCAUUUGCUACUGUGUGUCCAAACAAUUUGUUUCUAAUUGCAAGAAACUAUAGGAGACUAUGUGAGACUCUUCCUGAUGUGGAAGAGUGGGGUCAGAUUGCGUUAAUUGGGAUCCUUUUGCGCUAUGUAAUUGCAAGGCAUGGUCUCAUGAAAGAGUCCUUCAUGUUUUCUUCUUCUUGCAAUGAUAGUUACCAUUUUGGAAAGGAUAGUUUGGAUGAUAGAUUUGCAUUUGAAGAUGACCCUGGUCAUCUGAAAAGUGGGAUAUCUGAGUCUGAACUAGCAAAUAUGGUCUCCAAGUGUUAUAUUGAAGGACCAGACGAAUAUCUAUCACGUUCAAGUUUGACAAGUAAGGGUUCCUCUGGAUUGGAUAAUGCAUGUUUUACAUCUGGAGAAAGUAACGAUGACGUGAAGAUCCUGUUGCAGUGUACGUUGCCGUUAUUAUGGAGUCACAAUAGUGCAGUGGUACUUGCAGCAGCCGGGCUACACUGGAUUAUGGCACCAAGAGAGGAAGUAAAAAGAAUUGUCAAGCCGCUCUUGUUUCUCUUGAGAUCUUCUAAUGCCUCAAAAUAUGUGGUUCUCUGCAACAUUCAAGUGUUCGCCAAGGCAACGCCUUCUCUUUUCACGCCAUAUUUCGAAGAUUUUUUAAUAUGUUCUUCAGAUUCAUACCAAAUAAAAACUUUGAAGCUUGAAAUACUGUCAUCCAUUGCUACAGAUUCAUCUAUUUCAUUUAUUUUCCAAGAGUUCCAGGAGUAUAUUAGAGAUCCAGAUAGGAGAUUUGCUGCAGACACUGUUGCCGCAAUUGGUUUAUGUGCACGUCGACUUUCAAAAGUGGUAAAUACAUGCUUGGAAGGACUCCUCGCUUUGACAAGACAGGAAUCUUUGGCGAAGGAUUUCACGUCUUUGGAUGGAGAAGCAGCUGUUUUGAUUCAAGCAAUAACGUCCAUUAAAACAAUAAUAAAGCUAGAUCCACCCAGUCAUGAGAAGGUUAUAAUUCAGCUGGUUCGUAGUUUGGAUUCAAUUAAGGUCCCUGCAGCUCGUGCAAUGAUUAUUUGGAUGGUGGGAGAGUACAACUCUAUAGGGCAAAUAAUUCCAAGGAUGUUAACCACUAUACUUGCAUAUCUUGCUCAGUGCUUUACUUCAGAAGCAGUGGAGACAAAACAUCAGAUUCUUAAUGCUUCUGUUAAGAUCCUUUUAUCUGCGAAGGAGGAAGAUUUAUUGACAUUUAGAAGACUUCUAAAUUAUGUUCUUGAAUUGGCUAAAUGUGACGUAAACUAUGAUGUUCGGGACCGGGCCCGUAUUAUGGAAAAACUUCUUUUGAUCCAGUUAGGAUCUGAUUCUUUGGAGGAAAAAAUAAAUUCUCUGCCGCAGGAUAAGGACCUACUACAUAUACUUGCAGAAUGUGUGUUUGAGGGACAAAUAAAAUUGCCAUCCCUUGAACCCAUUAAUUACCGGUUCUAUCUUCCUGGAUCUCUUUCACAGAUAGUUCUUCAUGCAGCUCCUGGGUAUGAACCUCUCCCUAAGCCUGGUAGUUUGCAAUUGCAUUUUAAGAACCUAAGCCAAUACUCAGAUCUGGCUUGUGCGAUGAAUGCAUCACGAGAGGAGGCCUCAUGCAGUGACUCCAACAGGGCAGAUGAUCCUGAUGCAGCAUCAGAGUCUUUAGAUGAGGAAAGCACUUCUGGAUAUAGUUCUCAGUAUUCUAAUGCUGACUCAAGCGGGAGUGAUGGCAGUGAUGAUAGAGUUUCUGAAGGUGAUGAUAAUGGUGAUCCUUUGAUUCAGUUGUCAGAUAAUGGGGAUUCUAGAAGGCAUAAUGGUUCUGAUAAAUUAGAACUGAUGUCUAAGAGAGCCCUGGAAUCAUGGUUGGAUGAGCAGCCUGGUUCAUCUAAUCUAACUGCAUCUGAACAAGGUCAAGUCCGGCGAUCUUCAGCAAGAAUCUCUAUUGCAGAUAUUGGUGGCAGAGUUAAACCUAAAAUCUACAUGCUCUUAGAUCCUGCAAACGGAAAUGGAUUAAGAGUAGAUUAUUCAUUUUCAUCUGAUAUUUCAAGCAUAUCCCCACAGCUUGUUUGUGUAGAAGUUUCCUUCAAGAACUGUUCCUCAGAACCCAUGUCAAAAGUAAUGUUGGUAGAUGAGGAAUCUGAAAAUGGCCUUGGUUCUGCAAGCCCAGUGUUAGCUACAGCUGAGAGCUCCUCAAUAUCUCAUGAUGAUGUGCCAACCCUCGUUCCUAUGGAAGAGAUUACUUCCCUCGAAGCAGGUCAGACAACAAAGAAGAUGCUCCAGGUUCGCUUCCACCAUCAUCUCUUGCCUCUGAAGCUGGCCUUAUGGUUGUAAAGGAAAGAAGCUCCCUGUUAAGUUGUGGCCAGACAUUGGAUAUUU